Molecule: messenger RNA, 1596 nt
Organism: Alternaria atra
Lineage: Eukaryota; Fungi; Ascomycota; Dothideomycetes; Pleosporales; Pleosporaceae
Exons: 4
Coding region: 1-1596 (531 amino acids)
Biological process (GO): proteolysis
Molecular function (GO): metallocarboxypeptidase activity; zinc ion binding
Source: RefSeq, a predicted model, not a curated record
AUGCGUACAUCUUCAAUUGCGCUCUUCGCAGCGUCCGCGCUUGCGCAGACUCAAUAUGGCGAGAACCAUGUCAACGUGAACUUUGACUCGCAGCUUGUGGAACAGACGGCUUUCCCAGCGCCGAAUGUGACUCUCUUGAGCCCUGCGUUCUUGCCGAACGCCUCGUUUGAUCCGGGCUGGACAGAGGGAACAGAAGGCGCGACGUCACAAUACAAGCUAGAGGAAUUCAUAAGCGGUCUUGCGGCAAAGAACCCUUCAUGGAUGACCUACGAUGUAGCCGACUUCCUGAGCGAAGAAGGCAAGACAUUUCCAUACGCGUACCUUUCGACGUCAGGAUCAAACACAACUACUGGUUAUGCGACCUCUGACAAACUGAGGGUAUGGAUUCAAGGCUCAGUUCAUGGAAAUGAACCUGCCGGAGACGAAGCCACUCUCGCUCUUCUUGGCGCCAUGGAUAACGACCCAGAAUGGGCUGCCAGCUUUCUGGAAAAGAUGGACAUCAUCGUACUGCCACGUUACAACCCUGACGGAAAUGCCUACUUCCAGCGUACUUUGGCUACCAACUUUGACCCAAACCGCGACCACACGAAACUUGUGCGCCAGCAAACUCGCGAGAUCAAAAAGUGGUUUAGCAGCUUUUCUCCACACAUCGCAAUUGACAUGCAUGAGUACGGUGCUGCAACACGCUACUCUGGCAACUACAGUAAUGCGGCAGAUGGCAUGUACAGCGCAGCCAAGAAUCUCAACAUUCACCCAUCCAUUCGCACGCUCUCCGAGACCGUCUUCGCUCCCGCCAUCAACGCAUCUCUCCUUUCCAAAGGCCUACGUGGAGAACCCUACGUCACGGCUGCGCGAACAAAUCCACCUCGUCUCGAAGAAGCCGGCACUGAUGCGAAGAUUGGGCGAAACGCCAUGGGACUGACACAAUGCGUGACUUUCCUCUUUGAGACCCGCGGUAUUGGCAUUGCGAGCCAAGAGUUCAAGCGCCGCACGCUCGCAGGACUACAGAUGAUUCUUGGUGUACUAGAGACUGCUCGCGACGAGGCCGGCGUUAAGGAAACCAUCGAAAGUGCCAUUGCGGAGGUUAUUGAGAGCGAGGAGGAGAUUGUGAUUACUGAUUACACUACCUUUUCGAACCGCACAUACACCAUGGUCGACCGUCGGACGGGUGAGGUAGUCCAACUACCCAUUGAGUUCGCUAGCACUACGCCUGCAACUGCCAAUAUGACUCGCACCCGGCCUGAAGGAUACAUUAUCCCUCGCGCUUGGGCUGAUCUCGCCGAGCGCCUUAGGGUCUCUGGGCUAGAAGUUGAGACCAUACCUGAGGUUUUCCACGGAGAGGUUGAGGCAUACAACAUCACUUCUUCUAGCCUCGCUUCGUCGUACUACGAAGGCGCUAUCCUGAACACCGUGACUACAGAGACACUUGUCCAGGAUGUUACGCUGCCCGCCGGGAGUUUCUUCGUAAGCAGUGCCCAGAAAAACGCAGGGCUAGCUUUUGUCGCGCUAGAGCCUGAAAACAUCGACUCUUACGUAUCUUUCGGUAUUGUACCUAUGGAGGUUGGGGAUGCGUAUCCAGUGUUCAGGAAGGUAUGA